UCGGCAGUUAAAUAUUUCUCCUUUGUAAUUGAUGAUAAUUAAUUGUUGCCGUUCAAGGCAAGAAUGAUCUAAAUUGGGCUAUUCAAAAAAUAACCCUCGAUUGGAUACUUGACACUUUAUGUCUCAGACAAUUUGUUAUACAUUUACUCGAAAGACAGAGAUGUAUAUUUGAAGAAAACGUUUAAUUAUUAUAUAACUAUUUUAUUCUUCUGAUUUUCUUCAAUCUUCAGCAGGAAAGUCCGGGUCUCUAAGUCUAUUCUUAGACUCACGUCAACAUGAAUCCAGCAGAUGCACCAAACACCAACCUCCAAGUUUUCAUCGCCCUCCGAUUACGAUAAAGAUCUAGAUCUCUCAAGCGGCGCAACAAAAACUGUAUAGUAUUCAUUGACGCCUCUGUCAACCUUGACUCAACCUCAUCUGUAAGUUUCCGUGACUUCAUUUUAAAGCGUCAAUGAGCCCGUAUCUGCAUCCUGUCCUGCAAUUGGAUGUUCAAGCAACUGACAGUCUUCUACAUAAGAGAAUGCACGGAAAUAUCAAAUCGUUUAACAAUAGCCGUCAGAAAGAUAACAAUUGACCAAGAGCUACAACUGUACGCAAAACCAUACGAGGACGUAGACAAUAGUUUAAGUGGGGAAUAUACUUGGUAUUUGUAAUAAAUGCUCGAUUCCAAAGAAGUAAAAUUCAGUAUUGUCAAAGAAUUCAAUGUUAAUUAUUUAAACAUUAACUUCUUUUUAUUAGACCCACCUGUACCAAGUCAUGUUGAUCAACAUGACUAAAGUUUUCAUCAUUUUAUUAUUUCUAUCUGUUACCAAAGCAACUCUAUGGGGCAUUGAACAAGUCUCUCAUGAUGACCCGGAUUCAUUACACAUGCUGCCCUUCACAAAAUUUCAAGUAUAUUGGAACGUACCGACGUUUAUGUGUCAUCAAUAUGGAAUAUUUUUCAAUCAAGUUUUUGAUAAUUUUGAGAUAAUUCAAAAUUCUAAUGAUACUUUUUUAGGAAAUAACAUAGCGAUCCUCUAUGAUCCAGGUUUCUUCCCAGCUCUACUUAAAAAUUCAAACGGCACCAUAUAUAUUCGGAAUGGUGGAGUACCACAGGAAGGUAAUCUUCAUAAACAUUUAGAGAUGUUUAAAGCUCAUGUUCAAGAACAAGUUGAUUACAAUUUUUCUGGGCUUGGUAUCAUUGACUUUGAGAGCUGGCGACCAAUUUUCCGACAGAAUUGGGGAAGUCUAGCUCAUUAUCGGGAUUAUUCAUACAAAAUUGAAGAAAAACGACAUCCCUUUAUGAAUGAAAAAAUAAUUAAACGUUUAGCUACUAAGAGAUUUGAAGAUUUUGCUAAAAUUUUUAUGGAAGAAACCAUAAAUUUAGCUAAAUAUCUUCGUCCAAAUGCUUAUUGGAGUUACUAUGGGUAUCCUCAAUGUUUCAAUUUAACUCCUAAACAACCAAAUACACAAUGUGAUAAUCAACUUCGUAAAGAAAAUGACGAGAUCUCGUGGUUGUGGGAACGAGAAAAUGCUCUAUUACCGUCAAUUUAUUUUCCCAGAGACUUGGAUGUAAAAACAAAAGUAGGUUUAAUUAAUGGACGAUUGAAUGAAGCUUGGAGAAUUGCGAAAAAAUUCAAACCUCAACCAAAGAUAUUACCUUACUUUUGGUACAAAUAUAGAGAUAGUCAAGAUACUUUUCUAAGCUACAAUGAUUUAAUACAUGGUUUUCAAGAAAUACUGAAUCAAAAGGUAAAUGGUUUUGUAAUUUGGGGAAGUUCUAAUGAUGUCAAUACACAACAGAAAUGUUUCGAGUUGAGGAAUUAUUUGAAUAAUAUCCUUGGUCCACUUGUUAAACAGAUGAUUGACAUAGCGAAUCAACGUAAUAUAAACACUGCUAAUUCUAUUACUCUGGAAAGAUGAUUUAAAUGAACAAAUCAUUUCGAAGUAGAUUUAUUUGUUUUAAAAAUUUUAUUGUUGUCAUUUAAAAUAAUUAAAACCCUACCUAUGAAUUCAAAAUAAUAAAUUGGAAUAGCAUCUGAA
Messenger RNA from Chelonus insularis, 2022 nucleotides. Its product is annotated as hyaluronidase-like. Lineage: Eukaryota; Metazoa; Arthropoda; Insecta; Hymenoptera; Braconidae. Gene Ontology annotation, biological process: carbohydrate metabolic process; defense response; hyaluronan catabolic process. The record is from RefSeq and is a predicted model, not a curated record. Gene Ontology annotation, molecular function: hyalurononglucosaminidase activity.